Panicum virgatum (switchgrass) is the source of this 1357-nucleotide messenger RNA. RefSeq names its product lectin-like. The record is from RefSeq and is a predicted model, not a curated record. The transcript has 3 exons. Bases 245 to 1162 code for a protein of 305 amino acids. Lineage: Eukaryota; Viridiplantae; Streptophyta; Magnoliopsida; Poales; Poaceae.
GGCGAGCCUGGAUGACCCCUAUGCGGGCAUCCAAUCAGGCCCUAGAUUCUCCUGAGGCAAAUGGCUGCCACUGUCUCCGUGCACAAAAUCCAUCAUCUCGAAUCAGAUUCUGCGCACAAAGCUGGAGCAAAAGAACAGGCUCAGUUCCUAGCUUUCCCCCGCCGCAAGCGCUUUAUGCCGUCUCGCCUGCUGACAUCGAUCUUCUGGACACAUCUCGCCGGCCGUCCAUGGCGCAAAAGUCAGGAUGGUUACAUUCCCUCUGCAUUUCUUUUCCAGGAAUCGUAAAGCAGCUGCUUCAGAAGAGCUUGUUCAUCCGCUCUCGCCUACUUGUUCCUCUGCACCAAUAUAUAUAUGCCGCUGGUCAUCAGCUGAGCUUUCAUCCCACGGCGCGCAGGGGAUUUUCAGUUGGUCAGGCAGGCGAGAUAUGGGGGCGUCGCCGUCGCGGCAUGAGACGUCGUCCGACUCGCCGCGCGCCGGCGAGGGCCGCGCCGUGGCAGUGGCGGCGAGCAGCGCCGCUUCCGGCACCGGCAGCAACAGCAACCAGGCCCAAUCGAAGCGGGCGCCGGCUCCGCACAUGUUCCACGAGAUCGUGGCCCAGGAGAAGGCCGCCACCGCAGCGGAGCUGGAGGAUCAGGUGCACGGCGCAGGGAUCUACCUGGCUGGGAAAACAAAGAAGUACUGGGUGCACGAGAAAACCAGGUGCAACUGUUUCAUGCUGUUCCCCAGAGGGCUGUCCAUCACUUGGAGCGAGGACCCCAGAUACUGGAGCUGGCAUCCCCUGAAAGAAACAAGUGAUUCCGAGGUCGAGGCGGCGUCGCUGCAGAACGUGUGCUGGCUGGAGAUCCACGGGAAGCUGGAGCUGUCCCACCUCACGCCGGGCGUCAGCUACGACGUCGCCUUCGAGGUGAUGCUCACCGAGCCGGCGUACGGGUGGACCGCGCCGGUGAACCUCCGGCUCAAGCUCCCCGACGGGACGGUGCAGGAGCGGAAGGAGAAGAUGCAGGAGAGGCCCAGGAACCAGUGGAUGGAGCUCAAGGCCGGGGAGCUGAAGGCGCAACCGGGGCAGAAGGGCGAGGUGGAGAUCUCCUUGUUCGAGUACGAUGGUGGGCAGUGGAAGAGGGGCCUCCUCGUCAAGGGCAUCAAGGUUGUGCCAAAGGAGUGAUUAGCAUUUGUUUGAUGGUGAUCAUUAUUAGUCUUUGCCUGUCAGGUGUGCUAAGAUCAAUGAGAUACCAGGAAUAAAAUUGUGCGUGGCACUACAAGUUUUAAGCCUUGAAGGCUGAAUGAAACUUGAGUCUUUCUCAGAUGACAAUGACUCGGACGAUGUCAAAGUGAUCCACUUGAGAAGCAAAGUUUUGCA